GACCGGUGGGACAGAGCGGUCAGCGGAGGCGGAGCGACGCUACGGCCAGGCCCUCCCAGCUGCACUGGCAAACAUGGCAGCGCGGCGGCCUCGCUCCGCCUCAGACCAUGAAAGUGAUGAUGAUUCAUACGAAGUAUUGGAUUUAACAGCAUAUGCGAGGCGUCACCAUUGGUGGAAUCGUGUAUUUGGCCGAAAUUCUGGACCAAUUGUAGAAAAGUAUUCUGUAGCUACCCAGAUUGCAAUGGGUGGAGUAACUGGCUGGUGUGCAGGAUUUUUGUUCCAGAAAGUUGGAAAACUUGCAGCAACUGCAGUAGGCGGUGGCUUUCUUCUUCUUCAAAUUGCUAGUCAUAGUGGAUAUGUACAAGUUGACUGGAAGAGAGUUGAAAAAGAUGUAAACAAAGCAAAAAAACAGCUAAAAAAGCGAGCAAAUAAGGCAGCACCUGAAAUCAAUACCCUCAUUGAAGAGUCAACAGAAUUUAUCAAACAGAACAUAGUGGUAUCGAGUGGAUUUGUUGGAGGUUUUUUGUUAGGCCUUGCAUCUUAAGGACCUGAAUUUUGUCUUCCUGAUGGCAUCCACCACAGCAAAGAACAGUUGUAGUGAUGCACUGUCUUGAAGCAAAGCAGUGUGGGUCAUUAAUCACUCCAGAGCCAGGAGAAAUGGACUAGCUAGACAAAUUGGAAGCUUUUACAUUUUAGGCUUUUGCCUCCUGAAGCUUGGCAAAACUACGACUUGCUGAAAAACUGUGCAGCUGCUCAUUAUAGCAUUUAUGGGCAAAACUGAUUAAUUUUCAUCAUGACUUUUUUUAUUGCUGUCCAUUCAGAAACUAGUAUUUUUAAAAUGUACUUCUUGGGAUAUAGAUAUAUGUUACAGUAUUGAAGGAAGGAAAGCUCUAUUUCUGUCUAACAGUUUUUCAGUUAAAUGUUGCUUUAUCUUUAUUUAAAAGAGAUAUUGUCCUCCAUGCUGUAGUGUAUAGUGCCGAUGACUAAAAUAAUGUGUAUGAUAUUGUAGUUUCAGCCUCAAGGUUGACCAUGUUCCUUAGAAAUCACUGCAAUAAUCUGUAAAUCUGUAAUAUCUUUUUACAGAAGUAUUGAUAACAGAUUCAUGAGCAUAUUAAAGAUGAAAAUCAAACUUUGA
Gavialis gangeticus (Gharial) is the source of this 1135-nucleotide messenger RNA. It is a transcript of the gene FUNDC1, whose product is annotated as FUN14 domain containing 1. Gene Ontology annotation, biological process: autophagy of mitochondrion. The record is from RefSeq and is a predicted model, not a curated record. The transcript is spliced from 5 exons. The coding region runs from base 74 to 544 and encodes 156 amino acids. NCBI's taxonomy places the organism in Eukaryota, Metazoa, Chordata, Crocodylia, Gavialidae. Gene Ontology annotation, cellular component: mitochondrial outer membrane.